Messenger RNA from Cucurbita moschata (crookneck pumpkin), 1974 nucleotides. RefSeq names its product methylcrotonoyl-CoA carboxylase beta chain, mitochondrial. NCBI's taxonomy places the organism in Eukaryota, Viridiplantae, Streptophyta, Magnoliopsida, Cucurbitales, Cucurbitaceae. Gene Ontology annotation, biological process: L-leucine catabolic process. The transcript is spliced from 10 exons. The coding region runs from base 93 to 1829 and encodes 578 amino acids. The record is from RefSeq and is a predicted model, not a curated record. Gene Ontology annotation, cellular component: methylcrotonoyl-CoA carboxylase complex; mitochondrion. Gene Ontology annotation, molecular function: methylcrotonoyl-CoA carboxylase activity.
AAAAAGAACGAAUCGGAUAGAACUUACAGGUAGGAUGAGAGCGGGAUAAAACGAUCGGACUGAUCUUUGAUCGGAGCUAACUCGGAGAGAAGAUGUUGAGAACAUUUUCGAGAAGAGCAGCUUCUUCUUCAUCCUUUUUCACCUCCAAUUCAUGGGUAUCGAUUUCCGGCCAGAUUCUUCCUCCUCGGAGGAGGGAAUUCUGCUUGGGCGUCCUUCCCGAUGGCGUUGAUCGGAGCUCCGACGCCUUCGCUCGAAAUUCUGAGGCCAUGGGUGGAUUCAUUACCGAGCUUCGUUCCCAUAUCAACAAGGUUCUAGCUGGGGGCGGGCCGGAAGCUGUGAAGAGAAAUGAAAGUCGAAAUAAACUACUUCCCAGAGAGCGGAUUGAUCGCCUUCUUGAUCCUGGCUCUUCCUUUCUUGAGCUUUCUCAGCUUGCAGGCCAUGAACUGUAUGAUGAGCCCUUGCCAUCUGCUGGGAUAAUCACUGGGAUAGGGCCUGUUCAUGGACGACUUUGUAUGUUUGUAGCCAAUGACCCCACCGUUAAGGGGGGGACUUACUAUCCCAUCACAGUCAAGAAACAUCUAAGGGCUCAGGAGAUUGCUGCUAGAUGCAAUUUACCCUGCAUUUAUCUGGUUGAUAGUGGAGGUGCUUUCCUUCCAAAGCAAGCCGAGGUGUUUCCUGAUAGGGAUAAUUUUGGCAGAAUAUUCUAUAACCAAGCUGUUAUGUCUGCCGAAGGUCUUCCUCAAAUAGCUCUUGUAUUGGGUUCAUGCACGGCUGGGGGUGCUUAUAUUCCUGCCAUGGCUGAUGAGAGCGUGAUGGUCAAAGGAAACGGCACUAUAUUUCUUGCAGGACCGCCAUUGGUGAAGGCUGCUACAGGUGAGGAAGUCUCUGCAGAGGACUUAGGGGGUGCUAGUGUACAUUGCAAAACAUCUGGAGUUUCUGACUAUUUUGCGCAAGAUGAAAUGCAUGCUCUGGCUCUUGGGAGAAACAUAGUUAAGAAUCUACACAUGGCUGGGAAAGAAGGUUUGAUAAAUGAACUGCAAAACGUAAACGAAGACUUCAAGGAGCCAUUAUAUGAUGUCAGGGAACUUCGGUCCAUUGCCCCUACUGAUCAUAAACAGUCUUUUGAUAUUCGCUCUGUCAUAGCUCGAAUUGUUGAUGGAAGUGAAUUUGAUGAGUUCAAAAAACUAUAUGGAACAACUCUUGUUACAGGCUUUGCCAGAAUUUUUGGUCAGCCUGUAGGAAUUAUUGGAAAUAAUGGGAUAUUAUUUAACGAAUCUGCUUUAAAGGGGGCUCAUUUCAUCGAGCUAUGCACACAGCGGAAAAUUCCUUUGGUCUUUCUUCAGAACAUCACUGGAUUUAUGGUUGGCUCAAGAUCUGAAGCAAAUGGUAUUGCAAAAUCAGGGGCCAAAAUGGUCAUGGCAGUUUCUUGUGCAAAGGUCCCUAAAGUUACUAUCAUCGUUGGUGGAAGCUUUGGUGCUGGAAAUUAUGCAAUGUGUGGUCGUGCGUACAGUCCCAACUUUUUGUUCUUAUGGCCAAAUGCGCGAAUCUCUGUGAUGGGUGGUGCUCAGGCUGCUGGGGUACUAAGUCAGAUAGAAAAGAGCAAUAAGAAGAAGCAAGGAAUUCAGUGGGAGAAAGAAGAGGAGGAAAGAUUCAAGGCAAAGGUAGUCGACGCAUACGAGCGAGAAGGAAGUUCUUAUUAUUCCACAGCUCGGCUGUGGGACGAUGGAAUCAUCGACCCAGCCGACACAAGAAAGGUUAUCGGGCUGUGCAUCUCGGCUUCCCAGAACCGUGCCCCCGAAGAUACAAAGUUUGGUGUAUUUAGAAUGUAAAAUUGCAGUAUGCAACAGAUAUGUCUCUGUUAUAGUAGUUGUUGUUAGCAACAAGGAUGAUUGCUGCUCAUUUGUUUCAAUGUGCUGUGUAACAUUCAAAAUAAUCAAAGAAUAAAAGCUCUUCUUCUAUGGAAAUUGGAUGCUC